AUGGCCGAAAAUCAAAAUGCCUAUUACUUUUCAGGCGGUGACGGAAAUGGCACACAACCUCGCCCUACUUUACCCAGAACUAGAUCUGUCGUUGGACCGAGACCACUUCCUGGUGGUUCCAACAGCUAUUCAAAGGAAUCGAGAGAUGCUUCUUACCAACAACAAAAACAAUAUAUUUUUGGUAAUGUUUCUGAAUAUGAUCCUGCUCCAGUUCAAAACUAUACCCCACAAAAUUUUAUACCUCCUCAACAAUAUAGGUUAGAUCCUUCCGAUCAACCUUUUCCACCUUUAGUUUCACCAAAACCACAAAAACCAAUACCUACUGUAACAAAGGACAUUUCGAAUGCUUUAGAAACGCAAUAUCCAGGUGUAAAUGAAUAUGAAAUACAAUAUAUUCCUACAACUUCUGACACUCCAAAAAGUUGGUAUAAAGGUGAUGAUGAAAAGUUGAAUUUAGCUUCGGAUCAAAAUCAAAGUCCUCAACCACAAAAUAACACAGAGUCGCGGUCAAAUAUUAUAAUCGUGUCUCAAGAAAGUCAAAUUUAUCAGUUACAUCAGGGCACAAAAGAAUUACCUUCCCAAGAUAAUCAUGGUCCCCAUCAACAAAGUCAACAAUCAACUCCACCUUCUUCUAUACAUAAUACACCUAGACAAUCUUUAUCUCAGAGUGUAAAUAUCCAUCAACAGCAAACUCAAUAUCCAGGUCGUAAUUCACAGGAAACGGUACAAGGACAAUAUAUGCAGAUGAAGCAGCAGAAGUAUCCAAAUCAAAUUGGACAACAAACUAAUUAUAAUCAAAACAAUCAAGUCGGUUCAGAGCCAUCAAAUCAAAUGAAUUCGUCAACGCAAACUUCUACAUCUCUUCAACGGUUUUCAACUAAUAAUGAUCAUUCAAUGUCAAAUUCACCUAUAUCGCCAAUCCAAAAUCCUUGGAAUUCUCAAGGUCAAUUAUCUAUGCCUGAAUAUCGUCAAGGUUCACCAAAUAAUUAUCAAAGUUCAUCAUCAUCAGGUUUUCCUCGUCAGCCAUCUCCUGGUGCCGUCUCAGUUGGCCCGGAUGGAGCUUCAAUACCAUCUUCCUUAUCUGGAGUAAAUCGAAGCGCCUGGGGCCAAAGAUCUCCUACACCGGAACGUGGAUCUUUAAAAUAUCAGCCAAACACAAAUAUACGUCUCUUGAUUGACGAUAAAAUCGAGAGGCGAAUGACAAUGACUUCUAAUACUCUUGUAAAGGAUGAAAAUGCGUUACAAAAGUACAGGGAAGCUGCCAAAAAGACAAAUGAUCCAAAUGUUCAACUUGAUUAUGCUAAAUUUCUCAUUAAUAUGAUAGAAUGUCAUGAUGCAUCUGUCGGGAAUAAAAACAAUGAACAAAUUAAUAAUAGUAAUCAGGAAAAUUAUAAUAAAUUAGUUGGGGAAAUAUGUUAUUGGAUUAAUUCUUUGGCAAGAAAAGAUAAUCCUGAAGCUAUGUAUAUAAAAGGUAAUUGGUAUGAAUACGGUAAAUUUGGUAAAGAGAUUAGUCAGGAUAAAGCUUUUAGAUUAUAUUUAUCUGCUUCGAAACAAGAUUUUCCAAAAGCAAUUUAUAAAGUUGCUCAACAUUAUGAAAAAAAUAAAGAUGUAAAGCGAGGAUUACAAUUCUAUAAGAAAUCUGCUUCAAAUGGAGAUGUUUCUGCUUUAUACCGGCUUGCUUUGAUUUACUUACUCGGUGACUUAAAAACAGAAACCGAUUAUAACCAAGCCUUAAUAUAUUUAAAAUCAGCAGCAACAAAAGCAAAUGAGGAUUGUCCAAAUGGUGCUUAUGUAUACGGAAUGAUAUUAGCUAGAGAAUGGGAUAAGGCUGAAAUACCGGAUCAAGUUGUUGCACCGGAUGAUCAUGAAGCGAAGGAAUAUAUUCAAAGAGCUGCCAAUUUGGGAUAUGUUCCCGCAUUGUACAAGAUGGGACAUUGCUAUGAAUAUGCUACUUUAGGUUGUCAAUUUGAUCCAAUACUUUCUGUUUCAUAUUAUAAGCGAGCUGCAGAAAAGGGGGAUGUUGAAGCAGAUAUGGCUUUAAGCAAAUGGUAUUUAUGUGGUGCGGAAGGUUACUUUGAGCAAAAUGAAGCGUUGGCGUAUGAACAUGCCGAGAAAGCUGCGAACAAAGGUUUGGCUGCAGCAGAAUUUGCAAUGGGCUACUUCCAUGAUGUUGGUAUUCAUGUACCUGUUAAUCCAAAUCAAGCCAUUGCCUGGUAUGAAAAGGCAGCUGAACACGGAAAUGAGGACGCAAAACAAAGAUUGGCUCGAGGUGGUAGAAUUACACGGCUAGAUCACUUAAAUAAUCAAAAUAAAUUAAAAAAUGAACGUAAUGAAAAAGUAAUAAGGAUUGUGUCAUACAAUAAAUCUGUCCGAUAUGAUGGACCAAAAAACUUUUGA
Funneliformis mosseae is the source of this 2397-nucleotide messenger RNA. The record is from the annotation of a GenBank genome assembly. NCBI's taxonomy places the organism in Eukaryota, Fungi, Glomeromycota, Glomeromycetes, Glomerales, Glomeraceae.